Messenger RNA from Gekko japonicus, 2550 nucleotides. RefSeq lists its product as uncharacterized. Lineage: Eukaryota; Metazoa; Chordata; Lepidosauria; Squamata; Gekkonidae. The coding region runs from base 224 to 1363 and encodes 379 amino acids. The record is from RefSeq and is a predicted model, not a curated record. The transcript has 3 exons.
GACCCGGAGGGGCCACAAUUUGCGCGCGCAGAGCGGGUCUCAUUGUCCCGGGAUCGUCAGCAGCGGCGCUCGCGCGAGGAGGCUUCGGGGCUUUCCAGAAAGGAGGCGGGCGCGUGCAGGCACCCAGAAAACUACCCCUCUGGAUUUGGUUUCUCAUCCCCGGACGAAAAGAAGCCGAAGAGGAGAGCUGAACCCAGAACAAGAAUUUCCGCAAAGCUGAACAAUGGGCAGACCCCGAAAAACCGCAGACGUGUCCUCCCCUCGGCCCGCCACCACGGCGCCAAAAGCCGCCCCGGCGGCCCCUCGCUCUUCAGCCUCGUCCAAGGCGACACCCGCUAGCGGCAAAGCUUCGAGCGCUCCAGCCGCGAAGAGCGGAGGUGGCAGGCGAGGACAAGGGGAGAAGCCAGCCUCCGUCCCAAGCGCCGGCGCGACAAGCCAGAGUUGCCAGACCAAGUCCGCGGCUGUACACGCUGGCGGUCAAGGAGAUGCGAAGAGCAGCCGUGGCGCCAGAGCCAAGACCUCCACUGCCAGCGGAGGUGGAAAACCUCAUGCCGAUAACACCCAUGUCGAGGUGGAUAGUUAUGCAAGCCCGUCGCUGGCUACCGCCAAAAAGCAAGGCAAGGCGAGUGGUUAUUCCCCACCGCUGGAUGUGGCUGAGAUCGAGUGCCAGACGCGGGGUCAGCGGACGAACCCCGAAUGGUACAAAUGGAGGGAGAACCGUAUCACCGCUUCGGUCGCCCCCAAGAUCGCCAACAGCAAGUUUGCCAACGGGCGGAGCUCCGAGGUACCCCAGUCCUACCUGAAAGCCGUCGUGAACUCAGGUCCCAGCGUGACGACCCCAGCCAUGUCCUGGGGUAUCCGGAACGAGAAGAAAGCCAUAGAAGCCUACGAAGCCAUUAAGUCCAGCAAGAGCAGGAAGGCGGUGACGGUUGAAGACCCCGGGCUCUACAUUGACAAGGGAAAGCCGUGGCUCGCCGCCAGCCCCGACGGGAUCGCCCGGGAACCCCAUACCGGUAAAAAGCUAGCCGUCGUGGAAGUCAAGUGUCCCUAUAAACACAGAGACAAGACGGUGACGGAUGCCUGCAAGGAUAAAAACUUCUGUCUGGAGAAGGAGGGUGAUUCCUAUACGCUGAAGAAAGACCACCCGUACUACACGCAGGUGCAGUGCCAGAUGGGAGUCACCGGCCUCAAGAAGGCCGACUUCGUCGUCCACACUAACAAAGAGACGGCCAUCGCCCCCGUGGAGUUCGACCCCAUUUUCUGGGACGCCACCGUGCCCAAGCUGGAGAAGUUCUACACGGAUGCCGUAGUCCCGUACCUGGAGCAGAAGGAAAGUGCUGCCGCUUGGGCUAAAGAAGAAUAAAGCGGCGGGGGAGUUCGAGCUUCCCGACUCUCCGAAAGACGUGCCUUCUCCUAGUAACCGUCAACUCUCUUUUCUGGUUUUUCCAACGGGUGUUUGAGAAAAAAAAAAUGGUUUGCUGCAUUCCUGUGCGUGAAAAUGGGCUUGCAAAUGGUGAUUCGAGUUCCUGCCAGAUUCCCCCUUCCCUGUCCACUUGCAGACUGCCAGCUAUGCGAGGGAGCAGCAGAGCUACAGUAGCAACGUCCGUCUUUCCUCUGGGUCUUCUAGAAAAAGCAGGCAGUACUUGCUCUGGGCAAUUCUAGACCAGGUCAGAGGACUUGAAGCCGCCACAGUACCUCCCUGCCACAAAGAAUAGCGCUGCCCAGCCAGGUAACCUGACUUCUGGAAACAUGUACGGAAAAGUACACUCGGUGCUCUUUUGUUAUCCAAAGGCCAUUUCACUGCCAGCUGAAUUCUACUUCUGCUCCUUCCUCGAGAAGGAAGUGAUCAUUCUACCUGCCAGCCAUCUGAAGAAUCAAUGAACGCUGCCCACUGAGACCGGAAUGAUGAAUUUCAGCUUUUUGAGUAGACUCAUUCUGAUUUUUCCUUCCUGCUUUUUAAAAGGCGAGAGUCUACACAGUUUAAAAGGAGAUGCUAGUACUUCGUCAAGACCCUGUGCAGGAGACUUUGAUUUUGUCCCCCGGUGUUCUGUAGUUCUUCUGAUCCGAACUGGAUGAAUGACUGGGUGGUGAAGAGCCGGAGUCUGGACAAGAUCCAAUUCAGAGCUGCAGUUCACGUAUACAGGAGCAAGUGCUGCUGAAGUCUCUGGACCUCACGCCUAAAUAAAAUACGCAGAGGAGUAGGCUGCUAAAGGUUUUGCUGAUAUCAAACAUGAUAUAACUUUUGGGAUGAUUUUUCUUAUAGCCCUGCAGUCAGCAAGAUGAGACGCCUCCUGUUCUUGCACAUUUAAAACAGAUUUAUUUUUUUGUGCGGUUGUCAGUUUGAGAGUUACUAUUUUUUCAGGCGUUUCAGCCCCUGGUGCUCUUUGCCACUUGGGAAGACAAGAUACCCUUUAGAUAACUUUUCAUAAGCUUUUUUGGAGAAUUGUUACUUUAUUUAGGAAAAGGUUAGUUUACUUAGAAAAAGCUUAGUUUACUGUCAGACAUUUGUUUAGAAGGCCGAACCGGCCAGCCAGAUUGUACACUGUGGUU